Molecule: messenger RNA, 2158 nt
Organism: Durusdinium trenchii
Lineage: Eukaryota; Dinophyceae; Suessiales; Symbiodiniaceae
Source: the annotation of a GenBank genome assembly
GAAUCACUCACCCAGAUCAGCCACAUUUGACUGAAGCACCGCUCAGUCCGUACAGCUGAAUCUCUCAAAGAGACGAAGCGAAGCCCGCGUUUUUGAGGGUUGAUUGACGGUGGCGAAAUUCCGGACGUCGACCGAUGUUCUUCCACGGAAACUCUAGCUCGGCCGACUUGCAGUGGUGGUGGUGGGUCCAACUCCUGAUCGUUGCGUUAUAUUGCAUUUUAGCUUCCUGGAAAGCGAUCCGAUGGUGCAAAGCUUUGGACAUGCGGGAGGCGUGGGCUUCGCUGGAGAGCCGACUAUUUACACGGACCUUCUCCGCCGUGGUGCCCGAGGAAGACGACCCCAUCAGGGAAAAGAGCUACAAGAUGCAGCUGGAUGGACUUGAAUCAGAGAUCGCUUAUGUGUCCCUCACACAGGUCAUCGCCCCAUUCUGCCUCUUCACGGUGGUCAUGUCCUUGGGAAGGAAUUUGGAUCUGGAUUUGGAGAACAUGGGUCUCGUCUUCGGCGACACCAACACCAUGCCGCUGAUCGUCACCGGCAUCGUUUGGUGCAGAGGCAUCCCACCCAGUCGCAUGAUGCGCAUCUCCAUGUGGCUCCUCCUGGCCGCCUGGUUCGUUGCCACCCUGGUGUACCACCUGGUGACCUACAACUGGCGCUUCAUCGAAGAAGUUUGGCUGAACCAUAUGGUCUUCGUGACCGUGAUGUCCUUAGCUCUUCAAGUCCGGCGGUCCUUCAUCGUGGCCAGUAUGGUGCUUCACACCUGCUUCUUCUUGUCACUGACCUUGAUCAAUGGCUCCGAGAUCUACGUCGAUGGCGAGAGGGUGGUAGGCCCAUCCCCAGGCUCGCAAGUCUUAUUAGUGAGUUUGGUGGUGCUUUGCAUCAAUUAUAGCCAGGUGCUUUCACAGAUGGUUUCGAAGAAGGCCAAUGCGGAAUACAACUUGGUCCAAGCAGAGGUGCUGCGCGUCACCAUGGAAAAGAGGGCCUUGGAUGCGGAGGAGGCCUCACGGCAGAAGGAGCAGGCCGCCAUCCUGGCACGCGCGGAGCAAGACGCCAAGGAGGCGCUGAACCAGGCAGAGAAAGCAGACGAUCGGCGUGUGGCCGCCGAGGCAAAUGCGCAUCUCAUCCAGAAGAUGCACGACGCCAUGCAGAACUUGCUGUUGAUGCUUUGUGACGCCGUGGUUGAAGUGGACAGCGAGCUGAACAUCUUAGACCAGGGGAAGCUGGGCUUGGUGCUCUACCAGCAGCAGAAGGAUUUGAAGGGCCGGUGCUUGAUGGACUUUUUGCGACAGGAAGAUGCUGAACACUUCAAGGAGCGAGUGGAUGCCUCUGAAAAGCAAAACAUCCCGGUCUCUGUCACGAUGAUCGGCUCCUACUCGAUGAAGAUCCGUGUCACGGUCUACUCAACACAGAUUUGGCAAUCCGAUGGCUCUUGCACCUACGUCCUGGGAAUUUGCGAGUCGGAGGAGUUCAGCCAGAAACACCUGACCAGUGAGGCUGAGGAGACACGGGAGACGGACUACUUCAGCCCAGUAGGGUGGAGUGACCGGGACUCAGAGGCCUCCAAGCCUUCAGGCUCCGCCGGUUCUCCGGUCGAUCUGGCGCCGAUUCAGCCCAUGGAGCCCGAGGAGAAAUGGCGAUGGAACGGAACGGUGCAAGAUCAGCUCAACUGGAAUGUUCAACAAUGUUUACGCAUGACUGCAGAAGCACGGCCGUACAAGAGUUGGCGUCCCAACUCUCCUCCAACUGAUUUCCGCUUUUGCCGCUGCUUUGGUCAUGGCCGGUCCCGGCCCGACCUGGGUGCUGCGAGACACAUCGCUUGGUCGAUGAGGCCGUGGAGCUCAUCCCCAAGUUGAAAGGCUUAGAGUGCCAGGAGGCUCCACGGUGCCUCAUCUGGCAAUGCCCUGGCUGCAAGCUGAAGGGCGUCCCAGGUGAGCGCGACUUCUACCGCCCUUUGGAGAAGACGUGCGGCAAAUGUGCCUCAUGGGACAUGCUGCUUUAGGCUUCAGCGGCCGCGUUCAGACCGUGACGACCUGAUCGGGGCGUAGCACGUGGUUUGGAGGGAUCCAAGCCGGGACGUGCGGGCGGAUGGUGUUUCUUUGUUUUUUUAAAGCGCAGCAUCCGAACUCAGUGGAGUCGAGGCUUUCGGACCUCCUGUUGACCA